UUUUUGAACAGCUGGGUGCGUGCCUAUGAUUUCUUAAAAUGCUGCCUACAGAGACAACUCAAUAGGUUUUGGAUGUUUGGGGGGAAAAGGGAGAGAAUAUGAAAGGGAGAUUGUUCAUGCAAAGGUUGCGCAAUUAGAAUUAAACUUUAGAGGAAUUAAAAGGGUCUUAAGCAAACGAAAUGAAGGAAGGGAUAGAGCUGGCGGAUUAUAAAGGAAGAGGCAGAGAAAGAGAUGGCGGCUGAUUUAGAGAGAUCAAAAGUCGCUUGUCGGGUCAGAUUGAUUCUCUGAUUACCUCUGUUUCUCAUAAAUGGAUGAGAGAUAGAAACGCAGGAGCGGGGAGAAAAAUCAAUUCUGUCAUCCUCUUUCCUCUGCCUUUUUAUAGAUGCAGGAAUAAGAUACUCUUGUUGUGAGAUUCAUCUUUUGGCUCGUUCCGCCCUCCUCUGAUGCACUCUAACUCCCUCCUUUCAUUUCUCUUUUCUCCUCUCGGCCUUACACUUUUAUUUCGCUGGUGUGCACUGGCUCAUUCACUCUCCACUCUCUUGCUGGCAGGGAUUUUAAUGAGGCUCUUGUGUUUCAGAUAUUCAGCCUCCUCAGCCCUCAGGCUUUCCCACACAACCACAACAACAACAACAACAACUCUGGGGCGAUUUCACUGAACAGUUGUGGCACUUUUGGAUGCGGUACACUAACUGCCCGCAAUCUGUUUUAAACAGGCAAUAAAUACGCUGAUUGUUUAAAUGAAGCCUUUCUUGUCAGUGCCAACAUGCCUACUAAUGACUGUGCUUAAAGAAUUUUUUGUUUAUGUUGUGCUGAACAAUACUGCAGUUGGCACUAUAGUGACACCUGGUGGCGCGGAUGCAGCAUUUUGUAAACGCAAAACAAACAGUGCAGUUCUUGGUGAAUUUUUUCCUCUGUCUUGUUCCCAGAGAGCACAGCAUUACCAUCCUCUUCAUUCAUCCAUCCCUCCACAGCUGGAUUAGCAGUCCAGAUGUUGCUGACCCACAUAGAAGAGAGGAACAGCUGUCUGCAGGAUGGGGUGGGAAGGCUGUCCUGGAUUUUAACAGUCAGAACAACCACUAACACAUGUGGGACACUGUGGAGAUAGAGAGGAUUACCCCUUAAGCCCAAACAUCCAGAGGGAGGAACAAGAGAAACUGCAUAGAACACGAAAAGAAGAAAUUCUGUUUGAGGUUGCGUGGGGGGGUGUGCGUCUGACCCGGGGCCUAGGUGUUGUCACUGCGCACACAGAGACGUAUCAUUAUGGGAAAACAGAACAGCAAACUCAGGCCCGAGAUGCUACAGGACCUGAGGGAGAACACGGAGUUCACUGACCACGAGCUGCAGGAGUGGUACAAGGGGUUCCUCAAAGACUGUCCCAGUGGGCAUUUGAACGUUGAGGAAUUUAAGAAGAUCUAUGCCAACUUCUUCCCAUACGGUGAUGCCUCAAAGUUCGCUGAGCACGUCUUCCGUACGUUUGACACCAACAACGAUGGGACCAUCGACUUCCGGGAGUUCAUCAUUGCUCUGAGCGUGACAUCACGGGGAAAACUGGAGCAGAAGCUGAAGUGGGCCUUCAGCAUGUACGAUCUGGAUGGCAACGGUUACAUCAGCCGUGACGAAAUGCUAGAAAUUGUGCAGGCCAUUUAUAAGAUGGUGUCAUCGGUGAUGAAAAUGCCUGAGGAUGAAUCCACACCAGAGAAGAGGACGGAUAAGAUAUUCAGACAAAUGGACCUGAACAAUGAUGGCAAGUUGUCUUUGGAAGAGUUCAUAAAAGGUGCCAAAAGUGAUCCCUCCAUUGUGCGGCUACUGCAGUGUGACCCCAGCAGCGCUUCGCAGUUUUGAGUCACUCCAGACAACCGGCACUCAAUGCAUGAAAGCUCUUAUAUCUCAUUCUUCUUUGUGUUCCAGACAGAAGAGUUUUAAGAAAGAAAAAAAAGUGCAACAAUUUUACUUUCAGUUUUUCCCAGAAAGGACAUGCGUACAUCUGAAGAAACAAAGACAACACCUGCCAAGACAUCCUCUGUCUGCUGCGUGUCAUCCGUCCUUGUCUCUGCUAGUGGAGUGCUUGACUCCACACACAAAAAAAGCGGCUGAUCGUGUUCUAGUGUCCAGAUUUUGGAAAGGAAUGUUCCUUUUUAGGAAUCGUGCAUGCGCUCCUGACCUUCCCCAACCCUCGCAACCCUUUUGUGUUUAAUAUCUGUGCUGUUUUGUUUCUCUUCCCCUUUGUUUUAUGAGGGCACAGUUCCCCUUCUACUUUUUAUAUUGAUAUUUAUGUGUAUAUACGGUAUAAAUGCAUAUUAGAAAUACAGAGGAAGGCAGUUAUAGUCGUCUUUUUACUCACAUGCAUCUUACGGCAGUAUUAUGUAGCUUCAGGCAGUAUCCAAAUCUUAGUCUCCAAUUGACCCAGUGGACUGAUGGACUGAAUGUUGGGAUUUUUCUGCUCUGGCGCUCAUGAUCUUUAUUUUACAAAGAGAAGGCUGAGGAUCCCAUUCUUGAAUUCUGUUCAUUUUAUUAUUUUUGUUGUUGUUGUUGUUGUUGUAAAUAUGUGGUUUGCUUCCAUACUUCUUUAUUUAUUUUUUUUUGCAUUUUUAUGGUGUUUAUUUUAACAAGGGUGAUUUUAUUACUGUUGAACCGAGAUGUGAGACACUUGGUGAUGUAUUAUGAGUAAGUUGUUAUUAAUUCAAGGCUUUUCAAUGCAUUGUGGGAAAUUUUUGCAUCAGGGGAUACAUUCCGUUGUGUUUUAAAUGGAAGACACUGGUAGCACAUAUCAUUUGAAGCGCUUCAUCUGUGUGCGUGCGGUUAUGUGCGCGUUUGUACGCAAGAGUGAAGGUUUGCAUGUUCUGGUGUAUGUAUGCGUCUGUGCUAACUUUAUAGUAUCACUUUGUGUAGUUCAAUACGAUAUCUUUGUAUGCAAGUAAGUUUUUGAUUCCCGAUUUGAAGCAGCUCAUGACACCUCUAUCCUGCAUCGUAUGGUACUCAAAGUCAUGCUUAGGUUUUCAUCAACAACAUAGACCGGAAUGUACAACACUAUAAUUUUUGAUCAUGUCCCACCUUUAGAUAAAGAGUUUGAAUACUGAAAGCGAUCACUAAGGGCUUAUUUUCACUCUUGAAUGAACAGGUGUAAAGAGAACGCCACUGCUUUGAUUUUCCUUUUCGUUUUAUGCAAUUACUGACAUUCCAUGGCCUGAAUUCUCCAGGUGCUCCUGCUUUCUACAAACAUAUUAUUAGCUCAUGAACUCAAUACAUGCUCACUCUCAAUACAUGUGUAGCUUCCAUAUUUGUACCGAGACCAUAUUUGAUGCUGCACCCUCUAUGGCAACUUUCCUCUAUUAUGUUGCAUGAAAACCUCAUGCGAGGACAUAAUGAUUGUCCCCUUUUACUGACAUUGAAAAAUAUACUUCUGUGUUUAGAA
Molecule: messenger RNA, 3412 nt
Organism: Megalobrama amblycephala (Wuchang bream)
Lineage: Eukaryota; Metazoa; Chordata; Actinopteri; Cypriniformes; Xenocyprididae
Gene: hpca
Product: hippocalcin
Exons: 5
Coding region: 1261-1842 (193 amino acids)
Molecular function (GO): calcium ion binding
Source: RefSeq, a predicted model, not a curated record